UUUUUUCCCCCCUCAUCUCUCGCCUGCUGUCAAGUGAGCUUCUAAAAAAAACGCUUGCUGGCAGUUUUUUUUAAAGCAUCUUGAUGAUGGCGGAGGACAGUGAGUCCGCAGCCAGCCAGCAGAGCCUGGAGCUGGACGACCAGGAUACAUGUGGGAUAGACGGAGACAAUGAGGAGGAGAAUGAGCAUUUGCAGGGCAGUCCUGGGGGAGACCUGGGGGCUAAGAGGAAGAAGAAGAAGCAGAAGAGGAAAAAGGAGAAGCCCAGUGCGGGUUCCGGAGCCAAAUCUGACUCUGCUUCUGACUCUCAGGAAAUCAAGAACCCUGGCUUGCCCAUUCAGAAGCUUCAGGACAUCCAAAGAGCCAUGGAACUGCUGUCCUGUCAGGGUCCAGCAAAGAGUAUCGAUGAGGCGACCAAGCACAAAUAUCAGUUCUGGGACACGCAGCCUGUCCCAAAGUUAAAUGAAGUUGUGACAAGCCACGGUCCAAUCGAAGCUGACAAAGAGAACAUCAGGCAGGAACCAUAUUCUUUACCUCAAGGCUUUAUGUGGGACACUUUGGAUCUCAGUAAUGCAGAUGUAUUGAAAGAGUUGUACACGUUGUUAAAUGAGAACUAUGUGGAGGACGAUGACAACAUGUUCAGAUUUGAUUAUUCCCCAAGCUUUCUCAAGUGGGCUCUCCGGCCACCUGGUUGGUUACCGCAGUGGCACUGUGGAGUAAGAGUGUCCUCUAAUAAGAAGCUUGUUGGAUUCAUCAGUGCCAUCCCUGCAGACAUCCGCGUCUAUGACACGAUAAAGAAGAUGGUAGAAAUCAACUUCCUCUGUGUUCAUAAGAAGCUGCGUUCGAAGCGUGUUGCUCCCGUGUUGAUCCGAGAGAUAACACGAAGGGUGAACCUGGAGGGUAUAUUCCAGGCGGUAUAUACAGCUGGAGUUGUGCUGCCUAAACCCGUGUCUACAUGCAGGUAUUGGCAUCGUUCAUUGAACCCCAGGAAACUGGUGGAAGUGAAGUUCUCCCAUCUUAGCAGAAACAUGACCCUGCAACGAACCAUGAAGCUUUACAGGCUACCAGAUAGCACCAAAACUCGAGGCCUACGGCCGAUGGAGAGGCGUGACCUUCCCCAGGUCACCGAGCUGUUACAGAAGUACCUGAGACGCUUCCAUCUGGCACCUUCCAUGGGAGAAGAAGAGGUCGCUCAUUGGUUCCUGCCACAGGAAAACAUAAUUGACACAUAUGUUGUAGAGACUGCAGGUGGCGUACUGACAGAUUUCACUAGUUUCUACACUUUGCCCUCUACUGUGAUGCACCAUCCUCUACAUAGGAGCCUGAAGGCAGCUUACUCAUUCUACAGUGUUCAUACACAAACCCCACUACUGGACUUAAUGAAUGAUGCUCUGAUCCUGGCAAAACUGAAAGGGUUCGAUGUUUUCAACGCCUUGGAUCUGAUGGAGAAUAAGAUGUUUCUGGAGAAGCUGAAGUUUGGCAUAGGAGACGGAAACCUGCAGUAUUACCUCUACAACUGGAAAUGUCCCCCGAUGGACACUGAUAAGGUUGGCCUCGUUCUUCAGUAGCAGCUCUUCUCAUGGCUGCUCCACAAACAGGCGGCGGAUUUCUGGCCUCCUCACUUGGACCUGCGGGUCGCCCCGAGCUCAGCAGUGAAAACUUCAAGUCAACCAACCUCGAGACUAAGUGGUGGUACCGUUAAGAACUUAUGCAGUCCACCCAGAGGGGAAAACUCUUCAAUUAUCAUCCUGAAUGUGAAGUCAUGCUAUGCCUGAGAUAUCCUUGCAGAACAACUCUGUUGACAUGCUCUCCUGGUCCUAAAACCCAACAGUCAGACUAUCCAGAGGAUGCCUUGGCAUUGUGAAUUUUGUUUCUAUUUCUUCAUUCUUUACAGACAUUGUCACCAAGGGGCUGGUAUUAAAUACAUUCUCUUGUAAAUGAUACUCCAUGAGGCACAUUUACCAAUUUACAUCCAGUUUAUCCUCUGCAAUCAAGCCACUGCUCCAUGUACCUGUUUUCAUAUCACUUUGGUCCGUCAUGUGUCUCUGCUGGCGUUUUCGGGCCCAUGUAGGAUUAGAAACUUUAAAGAAGGUGUUUCUAACCCAAAAAGAAAAGCCUUUUUUCCUUCAGUAAUUCCCCCCCAAAGGUGUCUCAUAGAACAUCAAAACUGUAAGAUAUAGUUUACAUUGAAAACAACACCACAUGUAUCCCUGUAGUCUAAGUUGCAGGUGAGGGCUCAUCUAAAAAUGUUAAGUUAUGUAGAAGUCUGUGUUUUGUUUUGUUUUUUUAUUGGAGAAUGUACUGCAUUGAUGAAGCACAAUUUUACAAACAGGUCAAAUGGUUUUCUGAUCCUAAACGUUUGGUUAUUGAGAAAUGGUGGGAGCUGGUUUCAGGUUAUAAAGGAGACUUUUUUUUUUUUUGUAGUCUAGCAUUUAACUGAUACAUGUGGUAGCGUUUACUAUUGCACUCCAUCUUUGUUGGUUUGGUUACACUUUAGCGUUGGGGAUAAAAGGCAGGAUAUUUGACUUGAGAUUUUGUAUAAAUUAACAUGUGUGAAAAGAGUAUAAUAGCUUAAUGGCCUAUUGGAUCUAAAAGGGAAUAAUUAAUAAAACACAAUCUAUUCAGUUGAUUUAGCCUUUGCCACUUGCAGAGUAUUUCUCUGUUGCAAAGAAUCUAGUGUGAAGUGGCCAAUGGUUCAGAAGUGCAAUAUAUAUAAAUACAUUUAAAGCCAACAGUUUGAUAAUCUGAACCUAGGUCAUGAAUUGUAUGUUCUAACAAGGAAAAGUUUGGGAAUUCUUUAAAUCAACAAGUGUUCCAUGUUUUCAUAUUUUUCUUGACUUUCUGAGUUUAUUUAAAUUUGUCAGGCAUAAAACGAUAUAGUGUUCAUUUUGUUUUAGUGUGUUGUGCAGCUAAAUGUGUAAAAGUUGUGAUAUUUGUUAAUAUUAGACGUCAGCUUCAACUCUCACUUUACUCAUACUUUUUUUGAGAGUUUAGCAGUUCUGUGUGCUCCGACAAGCAAAAGUUUUGACAACCACUUGUUCUAAGGUGGAGUGUGUUUUUAUCAAAGCCUAAUUGUUUUACAUUCUUAAUGUUUGUGGCUCUGCAAAACAUAAAAAAGGUUCCAUCUGUUUUUCAUUUUUGAGAAAUCUUUUUGUAUUUGUGUUUUUCUCUCAUUCCAUUUGGAUCGUCCAGAUCAGGACAAAAACGUCAGUAAAUUCUCUGGGACUAAGGAAUGAAUUUAUUUCACAAAGACAUGCUAUUGUCAUUGAUUUAUAAGUCUGAAAUCCAGUUGCUGCAUCAACGGUGUGCCUGGUGAAGCCUGCAGCAGCUCAGAUGAACUUGUUGGUUCCGCUGCCAUGUUGACGCCAUCAUAAAUGUUUUCCAGUCAGACUUGAAGUGGCUGCAACACUCACCUUUUUUUUUUUUUUUUUUUUUUUUUUUUUUUUAAGAUUUUCCUCACAUCUUUGAAGGUGGUGUGAUGAGUGUCUUUGAAAUAACAUCCAGUCAAACUGAAGAACAAUGUUUUUAUUUUGAACCAUUGUAAACUGUGAACAAGCUGAAAAACCUGUACCAGCAUCAUUUAGGCAUAAAACCCAGUAAAAAUACCAGUCUGUUACAACACCUCAGCUAUACCAGCAUGGAUAUUUGAUUGAAUAAACUCAAACUUUAAAAAAAGAA
Cyprinodon tularosa is the source of this 3675-nucleotide messenger RNA. RefSeq names its product N-myristoyltransferase 2 (gene nmt2). Gene Ontology annotation, biological process: N-terminal peptidyl-glycine N-myristoylation. The transcript is spliced from 12 exons. Gene Ontology annotation, cellular component: cytoplasm. The record is from RefSeq and is a predicted model, not a curated record. Gene Ontology annotation, molecular function: glycylpeptide N-tetradecanoyltransferase activity. Lineage: Eukaryota; Metazoa; Chordata; Actinopteri; Cyprinodontiformes; Cyprinodontidae. Bases 84 to 1565 code for a protein of 493 amino acids.